AUGCACACUCCGGCGCCGGCGGAGCUCUUCAUCUCGGGGGCUCUGCCGGGCUCGGGGACGUUCCCGUCGUCGUCGGCGCUGAGCGCCUACCAACACCCGGCGUCGUUCAGCGGGCGCAGCUUCCCGGUGAGCUCUCCGCUCAGCCUCCCCGACGCCGCCUUCAGCCCCGGCUCCAACGGACUCCUUUCGCCGCACGACCCUCUGCUCCACAUCAAACCGGCGCAGCCCAGCGUUCCGUCCUCGCUGGGCUUCGAGCGCCUCGGCGGCGCCGUCCUGGGCUCGGGGUUACCGGCGCAGAGCCCCGCGUACCGCGGCCCUCCGGCUUCGUCCCAAUUCAACCUCCUCUCGGCUCCUCUACCGGCUCCCACCGAACAACCCGGCCAACUCUACAACGCCUCCGUCUUCGGCACCGGCGCCGCCGACCGCGCCGUCCCGCGCCAGGAUAGCGUCAUCAAACACUACCAACGCCCGGCGGGGGCUCAACCGCAGCUGCCGGCGGCGGCGGCGGCGGCGCACAGCCUCCAGCACUACCUGAGCUGCGGCGGUUCCUACCAACAGCUCCCGCACCGCUCGGCGCUCUCCUGCAGCCCUUUGGGCGAACAAUCGCCCGCCAGCUCCGAAGGCUCCCAACAGGCGCCCAAAGCCGCGCCGCGCCAGGACCCGCCGCAGGGCUACCGCCCCAUCAUCCAAUCGCCGGCCUAUUCGGGCACCGCCACCGCCGCCAACGCCAACAACGGCACCAAAUCCAAGAGUUACUCCGCCUCGCGGCAACCGCCGCGCUCCACCGCCACUCCCAAGUGCCAAAGCAGCUACACGCCGAGCACGCCCAAGCCCAGCUCCGUCAUCGCCAGCCAAUCGCCGGCCUAUUCCCCCGGCCAACCUCAGAACCUCUUAGCCAUGGGGCCGGCCGGCGGCUACGGCACCGCGGCGGCGGCUCCGCAGAGCCUCGGCGGCACCGCGCCAACCGGCGGCGGCUUCAGCGCCGCUCAAGGUGGGGAUUUAGGGGGCAAAGGCGGCGCUUACCAAAGCGGCGGCCAAGGCGGCGGCCAAGGCGGCGGCCAAGGCCUUCAACCGUGCGUGAGCCAAGGGCAGAGCUUCUCGCCGGAGCAGCUGCAGGCGCUGCCGUACGCGGUGCAGCCCGAGGGCGGGCAAGCGGGCGGCUACGGCCCACCGGCGCCCGCGCAGGGUUUGCCGACGGCCAGCCCGUCACUCAGCUACAGCACCGGGCACUCCCCGGCUAUGCCGGCGCCGCUGCCCUACGCCGGCUUGGGCGCUUCCAGCCCUUCGCCCAUCAUCCGCCCCCUCCAAUCGCCGCCGGCCGCGCGGCCCCAGAGCGGCGCUUCGCCGGGGCAAUCGCAGAAGUAUUUAGGGGCGGUUUUAUCGCCGUCUUUCAUGGCGCCGGGCUACGGCGGAGGCCCCGGCGGCGGCGCUUUGGAGCGGCCGCCGGCGUUCGGCAAAGGCGCUAAAGGCGACGCCGAGCUGUUGGGCGGCACCGAUCGCAGCGAGGACGAGGAUUUCCUCAUCCAACACCUCCUGCAGGCGCCCAGCCCGCCCCGCGGGCCCGGCGAGGCGCUGGCGGCCUGCGAGGAGCGCGGCGGCGCCGCCGCCGGCAAAGCUCUGGGCGGCUACGGAGCGUUGGGCAAAGCCGAAGAGCGCUAUCAGCUCCAGAGCGUCAUCCGCCCCAACUCCAACCUGGAGGGCCCGGCGGCGCUCGAGCUGGCGUUGCUCAAGGAGAAGAAGAAGCCGGAGCGCGGGAAGGAUUACCGCGGCGGCGGCGAUGGCGGCGGCGAGGGGUUGGCGGCCACGUCGGUGGUGCAUUACGGCCACCAAGCGGCCGCCAUGGACUCGUACGAGCUGAAGAAGCCGGCGGAGCACUUGGCCGGCGGCAAAGAGCUGGGCCAAGCGCAUCCCUAUUUGCCGAAGACGCCGGAGCACGGGCGCUUGGUGGCCGAGGCGGCUCCGCUGGAAGCCCAUGGGCUCCUCCUGGAUGCGCCGCCGGAGCUGGGCCCGGUGGUGCCGGUGCCGGGCGGUUCGCUGCUGCCGUCCGUCCUCACCCACACGCAGAGCCAACUCCACCCGCGCGCCAAAGGCCGAGCGCCGCUCGACGUUCACCUCCUGGAGCAACAACGAAUGCCACCGCCGCCGCCGCCGCCACCGCCUCCUCCCGCGCCGCCGGCUCCGUCGGCUCCUCCGUCAGCGCCGUCGCCGCAGCUGCUGCUGGAGGCCCACCUGCACCAGGCCCACGUCCGCCCGCCGCCGCCGCCACUGCCGCCGGAGCCCAUGGAGGUCCUUCCGGCGCCGCAAGAGAUCCAGGAUUUCUUGGAACCGCCUUUGGGGUUGGAAUCUCACCUGGGGCAAAGCGGCGCCGUUCAAGGCCCUCCGGGUCACCUCUUGGAUCCCGAAGGAGGCGCUGCGGUGGCGCCGGCGCCGUUGGAAGGGAAGGAUCAGUUCGCCGAAGGGGGGAGCCCGGCGGGGGCCAAGAGCCGCUUCGUGCCGCUCACCUCCAUCUGCUUCCCCGAUGCUUUGCUCCAAGACGAAGACCGCGGGUUCUUCCCGGGAAUGGAGGAUAUGUUCGGUCCUCCGCCGGAGGAUUUUGCCAAGAGCGCCGAAGAGGAGGAGGAAGAAGGAGCGGCGGCCUUGGAAUCGCGCUCGGAAGCUUUGAAGGCGCCGCCACCGCCGCCCUACGAUAUGGGGCAGAGCUUCUCCACUUUCUGCCCUGCGGAAAGCGGCGGCGGCGACGCUCCGGCGUUGGCUUUGGAAGCUGCCAAACACCAACUGCCGUCCACCGUCAACGCCGAACCGCUGGGGCUGAUCCAGAGCACGGGCGACGGCGCCAAACCGCCGCUCGCCGCUCCGCUCUUCUGCUCCUCCAAACCCAAGAAGCUCCUCAAGACGUCGUCCUUCCACCUCCUGCGCAAACGCGAGCCCUUCCCGCCCCCCAAGAAGACCUACGCGCAGGAGUACGAGUUCCAGGACGACGAGGACAAAGCCGACGUCCCCGCCGACAUCCGCCUCAACAGCCGCCGCCUGCCCGACCUCCUGCCGGACCUCAUCUCCAGCUGCCGCGCGCGGCCCAGCCUCAGCCCCAUGGGCGACAUCGACUUCUGCCCCCACCCGGGGCCCCACCCGGCGCCCAAGAAACGCGGCCGCAAACCCACCAAACCCAAACGAGAGGGACCGCCGCGGCCCCGCGGACGACCGCGCAUCCGCCCCUUGGCCGAACCGCCCGGGCUGAUGGCGCCCGACGGCCCCAAGAGGCCCCGCGGCCGCGGGAGGGGACGGGGGAAGAAGGGCGGCGAGGAGGGGGCUGACGGCAACGGCCUCGAGCCCCUCAAACCCCUCAAGAUCAAGCUGGCGGUGCCCAAGGCUUCCGAGGUGCCACCGGAGGCCGCGUUGCCCCCUCCACCCUCAGUGGUGACCACGUCGGGUUCGGAACCUCCAUUGGACGUCACCGCCGUCCCCCACCCCCCCCCGCGGGACCGCAUCCACCAGAAGCUGAAAGAGGUGGAGGAGAAGCAACCGGAGAUGAAGUCGGGGUUCAUGGCGUCCUUCUUGGACUUCCUGAAGGCCGGGAAGAGGCAGGCGGUGCCCCCGAGUUCCGGGAGCCCCCCCCGCGCCCCGCGGGCGCCCCCCGCGCCCCACUUUGCCGUGGGGCCCUCGGGGCUGGAGGGGCCCGAGGGGGACGGGCUGGCCGUCAUGGCGGCGUGCCCCAGCCCCUGCAAGCGCCUCGACGAGGAGCUCAAACGCAACCUGGAGACGCUGCCCUCCUUCUCCUCCGACGAGGAGGACUCCGUCGCCAAGAACCAGGACCUCCAGAAGAGCAUCUCCUCCGCCAUCUCCGCCCUCUACGACCCCGCCGACCGCAAAGACCACGACAGCAACGAUGUGUCGGCGGUGGAGGAGGAGGAGGAGAAACCCCCGAGUCCUUCGCCAUCGGAGCCAUCGCAGCCCGAACCGCCGCCGCCACCGCCGCCACCGCCGCCACCGCCGCCCCCCGCGCUGCCCCCCGCGCCGCCCCCCGCGUCCCCCCCGGCGGCCAAAGCGCCCCCCGAGGCGGCGGCGUCCCCCGAGCGCGAGGAGCCCCCCGACUCGCGGCCGCUGCACGUGGCCAAAAAGCAGGAGACGGCGGCCGUGUGCGGAGACACCGACGACGACGAAGCCGAGAGCGGCGGCGAAGGCAUCUUCCGCGAGAGGGACGAGUUCGUGGUGCGCGUGGAGGACAUCCAGGCCCUCAAGCUGGCGCUGCAGACGGGCCGGGAGCCGCCCCCAAUUUGGCGCGUGCAGAAGGCGCUGCUCCAGAAGUUCACCCCCGAGAUCAAAGACGGACAACGGCAGUUCUGCGCCACCAGCAACUAUUUGGGGUACUUCGGGGACGCCAAAAACCGUUACCAACGGCUCUACGUGAAGUUCCUGGAGAACGUCAACAAAAAGGACUACGUCAGAGUGUGCUCCCGCAAACCCUGGCACCGACCCCUCGCCGCCGUCAGGAGACAAAGCCAACCCAAAAGCAGCGCCCCCAAACCCACCGCCCCCCCCAAACCCGAGAAACCCGUCCCCAAACCCAAACCCCCCAAAGUCAAAGCGGAGCCCCCCCCGAAGAAGAGGAAAAAAUGGCUGAAAGAAGCGGCCACGACCUCGGAGUCGGAGUCCAGCGCCGACCCCCAGAGCGAGGACGACCGGGCGCCCCUGGGCCGGGGGUUGAACACCCGCGCGAUGAAGGAGAUGUAUCGCAGCUACGUGGAAAUGCUCGUGAGCGCCGCGCUCGACCCCGACAUGAUCCAAGCGCUCGAGGACACCAACGAUGAGCUCUAUCUGCCCCCGAUGCGCAAAAUCGAUGGAAUCCUCAACGACCACAAGAAAAGGGUCCUCAAACGGGUGACGCUCAACCCCUCCCUACAGGAGGCGCUGCACACGUUCCCGCAGCUCCACGCAGAACAGGGGGAGUCUCUGGUGAAGCUUCGCCCGGGGGGGGAACCCUAUAACCGCAAAACCCUCAGCAAAGUCAAGAGGAGUGUGGGCAAACCCCAGGAGUUUAAGGUGGAGGUGGAGAAGUCCUUUCUGUACACUCUGUACCACUCUCUGCAUCACUACAAGUACCACACCUUCCUGCGCUGCAAAGACGAGACGACGGCCAUCGAGGGCCAGGACGAGGACCUGGGCCAGGAGGAGGUGGUGCAGCAGUGUAUGCGCAAUCAGGCGUGGCUCGAGCGCCUCUUCGACUCCUUCAGCGAUCUCCUGGCGCAGGCGCAGGCCAAGUGCGCCUGAACCCCCCCCGGGACCCCCCCGGGACUUUGGGGGGACCCCCGCCCCGCUCCGGGAUGACCACAAACCUUGGGGACCCCCAAAGGUUGGGGCCAAGCGGGGGGAUAAGAACAAAACCCUGGGGAUGAGGGGGAACCCCCGGAAUGAUGGGGAUCCCCCUGGGAAUGGGGGACCCCCCUGGGAAUGGGAGACCCCCCCAGGA
Cuculus canorus (common cuckoo) is the source of this 5464-nucleotide messenger RNA. It is a transcript of the gene PRR12, whose product is annotated as proline rich 12. Lineage: Eukaryota; Metazoa; Chordata; Aves; Cuculiformes; Cuculidae. The record is from RefSeq and is a predicted model, not a curated record.